AAAAAGAAACGACAUCCUUUUCAGGUUCGAAACAACUCCUCCAGUCAACGCGUUGAACGAACAGAUUUAUAAACGCAAUACGUACGCUAAUGAUUCGCUAUUUCGGUACCAUGCGGAACUAUUACAAUCAAUCUGCGAAAAGCACGUACACUCGAAUGAAACGAAGUGGGAGACUUAUUUAUAUUCAUGUUUCCCUCUUAUACCCAACACGUUCUUCGCCUUUUACUUAAAUGGGUAUAACAAACCUAUGGAUAACGUCAACUACUCUGGGCACUCUGCUAAAGUCGGGCGCCACAAGUCAGGCUUUGGAAGUGUCAAUUCGCACUUGACCUUGUUCCCACACGCAGAGCAACUCAGGUCUACAAGGCCGGACUUGGUAGCAGGGUACUGUACGGAAUGGAUCGACAAUGCUUUAUGCGAAGAUAACGAGCUCGCCGUUAAGCUACAAUCAGCCUGUCAAAUCACCUCAGAAGGGACCAUCUUUCCUUACCUUUUUCUCGAGAUCAAGGCGAAUGAUGUAGGCGAUGCGGCUGAAGAUCAGCUUGCUACUUGCUGUGCGGCUAGCCUCGCCGUUACUAAAGACCUAUUCCCGAUCGAGGAUAACAUCGUCUAUUCGCUAGCGAUAGGUCGGACUACGGCACAGCUCAGGCCUAUGUGGAUUGAUACUAAGCUCCCCAGGCCUCGAUAUAUCUUGGGCCGUAGCAUCUUCUUUUUACUAACCCGGGGCGAGGAUAUUCGUUUACUGCAAGAUACUGUGAUGAACAUUCACCAGUGGGGUCUGGGCCGGCGAUUGAAUGCGGUGACGGAGCAUGUGAAGGCCGCGUUGGAGGCUGGAAUCGAAAACUACGCAUUUUAUAAGUUGAUUGACCUAGAAUAACUUGGUUUCCUCGGCGCUAGCGGCUGCUUCAGGUGCGGCUUUAGACGUAACGGCGGCACGUCUUAGGAGCACCGGCGCUGGCGAUGACUUGUAACUUGUAAGGAACGAUGGAAGUGGAUAUCUCGGCGAGCUUAAAGUGUAAUUUGAGUUGAAUGCUACAACGUGUUUGUCGCUUGGGAUGC
Molecule: messenger RNA, 1059 nt
Organism: Annulohypoxylon maeteangense
Lineage: Eukaryota; Fungi; Ascomycota; Sordariomycetes; Xylariales; Hypoxylaceae
Exons: 1
Source: RefSeq, a predicted model, not a curated record